Messenger RNA from Anopheles coustani, 2725 nucleotides. RefSeq lists its product as uncharacterized. Gene Ontology annotation, molecular function: zinc ion binding. Bases 100 to 1602 code for a protein of 500 amino acids. The transcript is spliced from 2 exons. Gene Ontology annotation, cellular component: nucleus. NCBI's taxonomy places the organism in Eukaryota, Metazoa, Arthropoda, Insecta, Diptera, Culicidae. The record is from RefSeq and is a predicted model, not a curated record.
AUCGGUUCAAACGCAGGUGGACAAAGUAAGGAUAAAAUAUCCAGCACAGGAAGCAGAGACCGUCCGUCCGGUGGCAAAACGGCAAUCGAAGUUCAAACCAUGAGCAGUGCUUCCUCUUCCACUGCCGGAAGUAAUGCGGCAAACCAGAGUGGCCAACAAGCCGGUGGUGGUGGUGGUGCUGGUGGUGGAAGUGCAACCGCCGCGGAUAACGGCCAAAACGGAAGUGCGGCCGAGAACGGUGCCGAAGGGAACGUAGUACAGCCACCGCAGCCCGGAGGAGGAGGCACGGCGGAUCCACCGACCACUUCCUCCGCGACCACGCACCACCACCGGGGUGGACCGGCCGCAUCCGGUACGACCGGAUCGAUGGCGACGGUCCUGCGACGCAAGACGAACGUGUGCCUCAUCUGCGGCAUCUACACCAACCUUUCGCUGAACAUCUUCGAGCCACGGAACGGACCGAACAUAGUGGACGUGAUCUACGAGAAGUACAAGUUCCGGGCUGAGCGGGGCGAUAAUGCGGACAAGCACAUUUGCUUUAGCUGCAACAACUGGUUGAUCAAUUGGUACUCGCUGCAGAACACAUCCUCCGGCAGCUCGAACCGAACGUACGAACCGGCGCCGUCAACGAGCCGUUCUUCAGCUGCUGCGGACAGCAGCAACAACAGCAAUCGCCGGGGACGUCACCACCAGGGGCAUAAAUCAAGGACGAAAGGGAUUUCAACUGCCCGCACCAAUGCUUUCCCGCCGUCAAACGAUAAGGAAAACUACCCAACAAACCAUGCUGGCCGGGCGGACGAGCAACACGACCAAGUAUCGUCGACGACAGCGUUUUCCGAAGCCGGCGAGGAAGAGGUUUUAGGGACGAAGAAACGUCGACACAAUCAUCCCUACGUGACGCGAUCGAACCGGUCUUCGCGGGCAGCUCUGCGGGAUAGCAAUGGUCACCGGCAGCGGCCACCACAGCAGUAUCCGAGCGUUAUGAACAAAUGGGUGGCGGAGGAUUCGGAGGCCGUUGUUACUAGCAGUUCGGAGGAUCAAACGUUCGAUCCCUACGAGAUGCUAGUUAAACCGUUCGAAAGUCGACUCAUACGAAUGCUUGAAGGACAGGGCACUAGUGUGACGAAGGAGUGUGUGCGCGAUGGAGAGGAAGAAGGGGGUGUAGAUGAGAACAGCAGGUCCCAAGCAGCGGUGCAUUGGCAACCAGCACCGCAAGGAAUAAGUGGCCAAGGGAAUAAUCGACUAAAUCGAUCUGAACUGCAAAAGGACAUCCAUACCAAACAGCAUUCUACAGUUACCGCCCCAAAAGACCCCUCCCUUGUUAUUGUCCAAGACCAACAAGAAACAGAGAACGCCAGCAACGAGAUAGUGCUGAGCUUCGAUUCCGCCCUUUCGGAAGUGAUCGAUGUGGUCCCAUCAUUGAAGGCGAUUCAGCCGUGGUGGUCAAAACACUCCUCUCCUUCGCUGGAAACUGUCGAGAUCGAUGACGACCUUUCCCCGUCCGAUCCAGUCGGACCGUUGCGCGACCGUUUGUCUUCUGGGGCGCUUUCGAUGGCGAUCAUACGCGUGGGAGAAGAUGGUGCGGACAGCAUUGACUGGUAAAAAUGCAACCCACCACUGGGCGCAAGGGAAAGGUCGCCUUACCAAAGAAGAAGAGCUUCUUGAAGCAACUCCCUUCUAUGAGUGGCCCUGCUACUGUCGAAAAAAGGUGUCCAUUUAUCUGUUGCAGGACACGGUUUAUAUGAGUAGUUGAAAGCGGGACCUAACCUUUCGGGUCAGCAGGGAAAGAUACCCCUGCGUUUGUUACUAGUGUAAUUGAGACGUUCAAUUUCCGGUGUUUCCGCAAACUGGGCGCUACUAGAGCAGUAUCAAGGGAGCAUCGCUGCGCCAUCAGUCGCAUUGUUUGUUACGUGCGUUUAGAUAUGAUGAAUUCGUUAGCAGAGGAUUACCAAAAAUACAAAACAAAAAAUAAUAUUAACGAUCAUGGAGACGAAUUGAGAUAUAAGAACCAAUUAUAAUGAAGCAAACCAAUGGAAGCCAAUUGCCAUUAUACCGAAAGGAAUAGGAAAAAAAGUAUAGCUCAUCAAGAAACAAGGGCUGAUUUUUCUUAUUAAUUUAGUUCAAAUAAUCCUACAAAAUAUGCGGCCACUCGUUGGGUUUUAGACACAGUACUUGGAUCUCAUAUUUUAUUUCCAUGGAGAGAAGGAAUAACUGCCAUGAACUGGAUAGUGUUAUAGUUCGAUUAAUUAUAUUGGCCAGCAGCUUAAACCUACGUAUUUAGAGCAUCGGUUUCUAAUCCUUAAUAUCAUCUUCUAUUAUGAUGGCUUGAGCUAGCGUCUCAUUAGAUAUUCGAUAAUCAACAAAUGGCCAUUCCAAUCAAAUCUAAUGCCAUCCCGUGCAUUCAAUCAUUUACGAAGACAAGCUUUGCUUUAAAUCACGAGCCUUUUAAUGUGUACAUGACGUUCUUUAAGUUUGUUCUGUAAGUUAUUACAACCGUUUCUCGGUUAGGUAUUCAUUAAUUAAUUUGAUUCACCUCAUCAUUAUUGCAUUCGUGAUAAUCAUCGUCAUUCGAUUUACAUUUGGCAGUAUUUUACCAGGCAGUCGGCAAUAUGCCGAUGGUGAAGAAGUUAAUUAUAAACAAAUAUGAAAUUUAUGAUCAAGGAAAAAGCCGAACGGAUGCAAAUACGUGUUAGCAAUUGUCGAAUGAAAUCGUACAUCAGAAAGA